UUUCCGGGUCUGGCAUCUUCCGUGCUUGCUGCUGUGCUCUGCGGAGACACCGGGCGUGGCAAUGGCGGUGAAGCGGCCCGUGCGCGUGCUGGUGGACAUGGACGGCGUGCUAGCUGACUUCGAGUCCGGCCUCCUGCAGGGUUUUCGCCGCCGCUUUCCCGAGGAACCGCACGUGCCGCUGGAACAGCGCCGGGGCUUUCUCGCCAACGAGCAGUACGGAGCCCUGAGGCCGGACCUGGCGGAAAAAGUGGCCAGUGUGUAUGAAUCUCCAGGCUUUUUCCUAAACUUGGAGCCCAUCCCUGGGGCCUUGGACGCUUUGCGAGAGAUGAACAACAUGCAGGACACCGAGGUCUUCAUCUGCACCACCCCACUGCUGAAGUAUGACCACUGUGUGGGCGAGAAGUACCGCUGGGUGGAGCAGAACCUGGGGCCAGAGUUUGUGGAGCGGAUUAUCCUGACUAGGGACAAGACAGUGGUCAUGGGAGACCUGCUCAUUGAUGACAAUGACGACAUUCAAGGCCUAGAGGAGACCCCAAGCUGGGAGCACAUCUUGUUCACCUGCUGCCACAAUCAGCACCUGGCCCUGCCCCCCACCAGGAGACGGCUGCUUUCCUGGAGUGACAACUGGAGGGGGAUCAUAGAGAGCAAGCGAGCCAGCCUGUGAAGGACCCUGAGGUGGACAGGACCCUGCCUGGACAGGUGACUUUCUUUAAUCAGGGAGCCACCUGAACAGACUGCCUUCCGGCUCCUCCCAGGAUGCCUACACCGGAAAGAAGGAGACUAGCACACAAAUACGGUGGAGAAAAUCAGGAGGCUUUUAAUAAAAAUAAAAACCAAA
Molecule: messenger RNA, 838 nt
Organism: Mus caroli (Ryukyu mouse)
Lineage: Eukaryota; Metazoa; Chordata; Mammalia; Rodentia; Muridae
Gene: Nt5c
Product: 5', 3'-nucleotidase, cytosolic
Biological process (GO): pyrimidine deoxyribonucleotide catabolic process
Cellular component (GO): mitochondrion
Molecular function (GO): 5'-nucleotidase activity
Source: RefSeq, a predicted model, not a curated record